Striga hermonthica is the source of this 804-nucleotide messenger RNA. Lineage: Eukaryota; Viridiplantae; Streptophyta; Magnoliopsida; Lamiales; Orobanchaceae. The record is from the annotation of a GenBank genome assembly.
AUCUCGAUGCAUGCAAUGGCUGGAAUCAGAGGACUAAGGACGAUGCGACUACCAGCAUGGGUCAAAGAUCGAAGAGUGAUCGUACUCGUAGACAACGGUUCGUCUCACAACUUCAUCAAUACUGAUUUGUCUCAAAAGCUGAAGUUGCCAACCACAAAAAUCGAGCCCUUUGAAGUUCGAGUAGCCAAUGGAGAAAGGCUACAAUGUACUGAGUCAUUCCGGAAGGUACCAAUCAAGUUCAACGGAGUUACUGUGAAGGCUGAUCUCUAUGCCUUACCUUUGGUUGGACCUAAUGUCGUUCUGGGAGUACAAUGGCUCGAAGGAUUGGGCAAGGUGACUACCGACUAUCAAACGGGAAUUAUGGAGUUCAAUUCUAGAGGUCGGCAAGUCACUCUGAGUGCUGGCAACGAAAAGGGUACCAAGGAAGUAGGGCUAAAAAGUAUCCAAAGAGUUUGGCGAGGUGGCGGCCAAAUCUUUGCAGUAGUAGUCGAGAACAUUGAGGCGCACAUGGAUCAGGAUGAGCAACAACAAGGAGAUGUGCGCAAUUUUCUCGGGGAGUUUGAAGGAGUACUAGGCGAGCCUAAGGGACUACCGCCACACCGAGAGUUCGAUGAUCGCAUACCACUGAUUAAUGAACAGCAUGCCAUCCACAUCCACCCUUAUAGGUACGCUCACUUUCAGAAAACUGAGAUCGAACGGCAAGUGGCCGAGAUGCUAGAGUCAGGAUUAAUCCAACAUAGCAAGAGUCCAUUUUCUUCACCAGUACUGUUAGCUAAAAAGAAAGAUGGCACAUGGAGGUUGUUG